Aedes albopictus (Asian tiger mosquito) is the source of this 4248-nucleotide messenger RNA. Its product is annotated as F-box/LRR-repeat protein 20. NCBI's taxonomy places the organism in Eukaryota, Metazoa, Arthropoda, Insecta, Diptera, Culicidae. The transcript has 10 exons. The record is from RefSeq and is a predicted model, not a curated record. The coding region runs from base 1021 to 2340 and encodes 439 amino acids. Gene Ontology annotation, molecular function: protein binding. Gene Ontology annotation, cellular component: SCF ubiquitin ligase complex. Gene Ontology annotation, biological process: SCF-dependent proteasomal ubiquitin-dependent protein catabolic process.
UGUCCCCACUGAAGAAAUAUGUGAUUACUUUGUCAUUUUGGUUACUAAUUCAGUUACUAAUCAUAGAAUGAUUCUACAUUGGCGACAGUUCCUCUAGCUUAAACUGCUAUUUCAUACACCAAAGCUCUGCAUUCAAUGGUAUAAUAUAGCUAAAAGGAUGAAUGAACGGAUGAUAGCUCUGUCUGUAUUUAUGAAUGAAUAACGGGAACUCAAUUGACAAGAUGACAGUUCAAAUCGAACCUCGGUGGUAUGCACUGUCUAGCUGUUUAUAUGGUAUGGAUUGGGUAGCAUUAAAUCGGUCGUCUCAUUCUGGCCUCCGAGGUAGAUGUCUUCCGAGAGUGUUGGUUAGCUGCUUUGGAUGUUUUUGUUAUUGGUUGGGUGGGUUCUCGCGCGAACUGACUGAGGUCUGGCUGGUCUCGUUCGUUCUCGUACUAGUGGUGUACGAAUAGCGUGAUGCGAAGUGCUGCUCUGGGCCAGUUCAACUUCUCGAGCUGGCUGGUGAUGAGGGUGAUGGUAUUCGUGAAUAACAGCAGUACAUCAGCAGCAGAGCAACAACAAAAAAGAAAAUAAGCGGAGAGAAGAGAAAAUAAAAAAAUAAACUUCGCCAUAUUGAAUUGCGAGAACUUGUGAUAGGUUCGAAUUUUUUCCCUGCCAGCAGAAUAAAGAAUCGGUUCCUGCUUCCUCCGAAGAAGGUUCAGUGGGGUACGGUUAGUGGAAGCUCAAUCUAUGCUGGUCCGGAAUUCCGCGAUGAAAUUGACAAAGUGAUUGUAUCGGAAUCAUGCUCUAAGUGAGAUUGUGGAUCCAGUCUAUACGUCGUAAAAAUUAAAGAACAUCAAGAGAAGAUUGCCAGUAAAUUAGUGUCUAGUGGAACAUCGUUCUAAGUGAUUGUGGCACAAAGAAAGUGCCAAGUUCUGAGGAUUUCGAGUGUGAUAUAAGCUGGAGCGCUGGGGGCCAGACGGCUCCAAAAUUACUCAGAAACGUCGAUCUACGAGAAGGGCGAAGGCGCAGCAGCGGUGUAACAUGAAAAGUGCAGACAAGAUGAACCAAGUAGUAUCCAGAAAUAGAUUCGAGAAAACGUACAUAAUCCCAGAAGAUGAAAUUUCCAAGAAACUACCCAAAGAGAUCCUGUUGCGUAUUCUGUCCUAUCUCGAUGUCACCUCGCUAUGCCGGUGUGGUCAGGUGUCCCGAUAUUGGAAUAUCCUAGCCCUAGAUGGUUCGAAUUGGCAGAAAAUCAAUCUGUUUGAUUUUCAAAGGGAUAUUGAGGGCACGGUGAUUGAGAACAUUUCGCUGCGGUGCGGCGGUUUCCUAAAGUAUCUCUGCCUCCGUGGUUGCCAGUCCGUCGGGAGCCAAUCGAUUCGAACCCUUGCUCAACACUGCCAUAACAUUGAACAUCUGGAUCUGGCCGAGUGCAAAAAGAUCACGGACGUUGCCAUUCAACCGCUCAGCAAAAACUGCAGUAAACUGACCGCCAUCAACCUCGAGUCCUGCUCGCAGAUCUCUGACUGUAGCCUGAAGGCACUAUCGGACGGGUGUCCAAAUCUCACGGAGAUUAACGUGUCCUGGUGUAAUCUGAUUACGGAAAAUGGUGUCGAGGCUAUAGCCAGAGGUUGCAAUAAAGUGAAGAAAUUUAGUAGUAAAGGUUGCAAACAAGUAAAUGAUAGGGCCGUUAUCGCACUAGCAUUGUUUUGUCCUAAUAUUGAAGUUUUGAAUCUACACAGCUGUGAGACUAUAACCGAUGCAUCGGUGUCGAAGAUAGCAGAGAAGUGCAUCAACUUGAGGCAGUUGUGUGUGUCCAAAUGCUGUGAGCUCACGGAUCACACACUGAUAGCACUAGCAACCUACAAUCACUAUCUCAACACUCUCGAAGUUGCCGGUUGCACUCAGUUUACUGAUUCAGGAUUCAUUGCGUUAGCAAAGAACUGCAAGUAUCUGGAACGAAUGGAUCUGGAAGAGUGUAGUCAAAUUACUGACGCUACACUAUCGAACCUCGCAGUGGGAUGUCCCAGUCUAGAGAAAUUGACCCUGUCGCAUUGCGAACUGAUCACUGAUGAAGGCAUCCGGCAGCUGGCUGCCGGUGGUUGCGCCGCAGAAAGUCUUUCCGUCCUGGAACUGGACAACUGUCCACUGAUAACCGACGCAACGCUCGAACACCUAAUAUCCUGUCACAAUUUGCAGCGGAUAGAGCUCUACGACUGCCAACUAAUAUCUAGGAAUGCCAUCCGUCGGCUGAGGAAUCAUCUACCAAAUAUAAAAGUACACGCGUACUUUGCCCCAGUGACACCGCCACCGACCUCAAACGGACCACGACCCCGGUAUUGUCGAUGUUGUGAGAUUCUCUGAGAUCAGGCAAUUGGCUUAGCCAGAAAAGUUCUCUGUAGGAGUAGAGAUGACUGAUAUUUAUACUUAUAAUUUAUACUUAUAAUUCUUAACUAAGCAGUGGAAGGACGUAAGAACUUUGGCAGCAUUGAACUACUCACGGAACAAACAUUUUAUUCAUGAGAAAUGCGCUAAUAUUAGAGAUAUCCUUCAUUAUGUAGGAUGUGGAAAAAUAAAACUGAACGAUAAUAAUCUAUUCUAAUCACCACACCACCAUAAUUUUCAUUGUCGUGUAAUUGGUAUAACACACACAAAUAGGGCAUCAAAUGAAAUGCCUCGAAGGAAGCAACUACGUUCGAAGUUAAUCCCAACCCAAUGAAAACGUUUGCUUUCGCAAAACACCUCGGAAAGUACACUGCGGCCACUUUCUGUUGCCGCACCCUCAACUUCAUGUUUCUUGUAAUAUCUGAAAUGCAAACGAUAUGUCAAACGAUGUGUCUCCACUAGUGUUUGUAAAAUAUUCUAUGAUUUAAAAUCAAAAUUCAUUCAAUUAGCGAUAAACUUUAAAAUCAAAGUUUUUUUAGGGUGUUAAUUAUUUAUUGAUGUUGAAUGAUUAUUUUGUUUUGAUUUAUAAACAUAAUGAAAUUUAUGCUUUCAAACAUUAUAUUCUAAAUUUAUAUUGUUUUACAUAUCUAUUAUAUCGCAGAUAUUGCUAAACAGUAGACAUAUGACGACACAUGAAAGCGGUCAUAGAAAGUAGUCGCAAUGUACUAGCAGAACAAAACAAAUAUCAACCAGUGCAAAGCCAGGCUAACAUUUAUCAAACGAUUUAACUAGAGUCGCAGUAUUUUCCCCUUACAAACACAACACACAACCGCUAACAGGUUUGAACAUUGAAAUUUCCCUUAUCAAAACCUAUUCUCUAGGAUUCGAUAAUAAAUUGAAUUACACGAAAAACAGUAAAAUAUAAACAAACAUGUGUUCAAUUAGAAAGAGAACGGAAAGCACGUAGGGCGAAAUAAAAGAACUGGAAUUUUGCAUUAUUUGUUAGCGAGUAAAUACCACGAGUCACAUAUUCAACUCUUAGCUUAAAGAACUAUUCGAAUAAAACAACAAGAUCAUGCGAACGAUUAUUCUACUAGAAAGGUAAAAUAAAGCAGUUGCAAGUCUAAUAGGUUACAGUAUGUAGCUUUCGAAAAAAAAAAUCAUUGAAUCGAUCAAAUGCAUGUUAGUAACAGCGCUAAAAGCAAAUAACAAUUUCAAAGAGAACAGAGGAAGAAACAAUAAGCUGUAGGCGUAAUGAUAUUAGUCGUAAAAAAAACAAUAUUACUAAUCGAAUCAAAAUAAGCAAGCGAAUGCGUGAAUCAUACACACACAUACACACACAACCAAACAGGAUGCAAUGAUUGGAAAUCAUGUAACUGAUGGCGAACCAUUUUGGAAUGGAAGGAAGUAGAAAUGAUGAUUUUGUGGAGCAAUUUUUCUUCUACAUUUAUCGGAUCUGUGACGAAAGCGAGCGAUUGUGAUACAGAGAGGAGAGCGUUUAGUAACAUUAGCGUGAUGUGGAUCUGGACGAAUGAGACGAACACUGUGCUGACUAACAGAGAUGAGACGUAUUUUUUUGAGGCAACAGAAGGAAUGAAUGGAUCAGAGAGUGCAGUUGACACGAAAUAGUUGUGGCAGGCGGGACUGAUUGAUGCAAAUGCAAGAACACAUAAAAUUGUGGAAAAAAACGAACAAGUUGACGUAAAAUGAGCAAGGAGCUAAUUUGAUUGUGAUCUAUACAUAAACAUUGAAAUAUAUUUACGAUGCUACACCAUAAGAUUGUAACAGGACAUUAGACAUGAAAUUGAUGAAAAACAAGGUUUUACAUAUAAAUAAACGAAAAAAAGCAUGCGCGGAGAAUGAAUAUUUUCUGAUAAAUGUAAUAAA